CACCCAUUCCUCUCGUCCUCUCCUCUCUUCGGUCACCGCUGCAACCGAGCAGAACUCAGAGGGGCCGGGAGGCAGAAGGAGAAGCUCUUUCUUCCCCGACAAUGGCCGACGACGCCGGGGAGGGAGAGCAGUACGGCCUCUUGUUGUACUACAAGUACGCCUCCGUUCCCGACCUCGAUGAGCUCGUGUCCUUCUACCAGUCGAACUGCAGCUCAUUGGGCCUGCUCGGCCGUGUCCGUGUCGCUCCCCACGGCGUCAACGUCACUGUUGGUGGCAAGUUGUCGUCCCUGGAGAAACACAUUGAGGCGGUAAAGGCGAGGACUUUGUUCGAAGGGACCGACUUCAAGCUCGCUUCCUCCCACCAGCCUUUGAAUGAUAGGGUGGCUAAGGAAUGCGGAUUCACCUCCCUCUCAGUGCGCAUAGUCGAUGAAUUGGUGACAUUUAGUUCUCAUCCCCUGUUGAAAUCGCCUAAUAUUUCGAAUGCUGGGAGGCAUCUCUCUGCUGUAGAAUUCCAUUCCGUUCUCGAAAGUGCCGGGAAGAUUUUAGAAGAGAGUGGCAACGACAAUGAAGGGCUUGUUUUGUUGGAUGCUAGGAACUUAUAUGAAACGAGAAUCGGGAAGUUUCAAAGCCCAGAUGUGGAGACUUUGGAUCCGGAAAUCAGGCAAUACAGUGACCUGCACAGCUGGAUAGAUGACAAUGCCGAUCGACUGCAGGGCAAAAACAUCCUCAUGUACUGCACAGGAGGCAUCAGGUGUGAGAUGGCAUCAGCAUAUAUUAGGGGGAAAGGAACUGGUUUCGAGAAUGUAUUUCAGUUAUAUGGUGGGAUUCAGCGGUAUCUGGAUCAGUUCCCUGAUGGUGGUUUUUUUAGGGGAAAGAAUUUUGUAUUUGAUCACCGGAUUUCAGUUGGAAGCUCUGAUCCCAAUAUCUUGGGUACCUGUCUUCUUUGUGGCUGUUGCUUCGAUGAUUAUUCCGCACGCUGUCGUUGUGCAUAUUGUAGAAUGCUUGUCUUGGUUUGUGAUAAUUGCCGGCAGGUGGAUGCUGGCACUUAUGUGUGCGAGCUUUGCCAAAAGCAUGGUAAAGGUGGUCCUUUAGUUUCGGCAGUAGAAGAUGGCAUCCCAGAAGAAUCACUGCAGCAAAUUGACUUAAAAACUCAUCCAUGUCCUCGGGGAAUAGGUUUUGGGUCCCCAAGAAAACUCAGGAUCUUAUGCUUGCAUGGGUUUCGACAGAAUGCCUCCAGCUUUAAAGGAAGAACUGCCUCAUUAGCCAAGAAAAUAAAAAACAUUGCCGAACUUAUCUAUGUUGAUGGUCCCCAUGAGUUACCCUUCAUAUACCAACCCCCAGUUGCUGAUCAAGCUUGUGAUUCUGAAUCAUCAGCAGUCCAAAGAAGUCCUCCAAGAGAGAACUGCAAGAAGAAGUUGGCUUGGUUAGUGAGCCCUGAAUGCUGCGUGGGGAGUGGAAAAACUGAAUGGAUAGUGGCAGAUGGACCAUUCGAUCUGCUUCAGUAUCAGCAGCAGACAGGUGGGUCUGAUAUAUCUCUAGCCCAUUUGAAGAAGGUAUUUUCCCAGGAUGGACCAUUCGAUGGGAUUCUUGGGUUCUCUCAGGGAGCAGCAAUGGCUACUCUAGCCUGUGCUCAUCAAGAUAAGUUUAAGGGUGAGAUGAACUUCAGGUUCGCAGUCUUGUGCUCUGGGUACCUCCCCAAGAUAGCAGAGAUUAGUCAUGGAACAAUAAAUUGCCCGUCACUUCAUAUAUUUGGAAGUGAUCAUGGGAAAGAUAGGCAAAUAUCAAACACAGCCAGUAAGGAUCUCGCUACCUAUUUCGAAGAGGGUAGCUCUGUCAUAAUUCAGCAUGACAGUGGCCAUAUAAUCCCGACUCGAUCUCCAUACAUCGACCAAAUCAAGGAUUUCCUGCAUCGAUUUAUAUGAAUGGUUCGGGGCAGAAUACCCAAUUGUAUCUUAUUUUGGCGAUCGAGUUAAUUGAUCAUGUAGACUUUUGCCCUUCUCGUGGUGUGAUGUAGACUCUCUACAAUUUCAAGAGCUAUUACCGAUCUUGAUUCCUGUUCCAA
Molecule: messenger RNA, 2062 nt
Organism: Punica granatum (pomegranate)
Lineage: Eukaryota; Viridiplantae; Streptophyta; Magnoliopsida; Myrtales; Lythraceae
Source: RefSeq, a predicted model, not a curated record